Drosophila novamexicana is the source of this 553-nucleotide messenger RNA. It is a transcript of the gene EMC5, whose product is annotated as membrane magnesium transporter 1. Gene Ontology annotation, cellular component: EMC complex; Golgi apparatus; plasma membrane. NCBI's taxonomy places the organism in Eukaryota, Metazoa, Arthropoda, Insecta, Diptera, Drosophilidae. The transcript is spliced from 3 exons. The coding region runs from base 129 to 473 and encodes 114 amino acids. The record is from RefSeq and is a predicted model, not a curated record.
CACACACGUUGACGCGUAGCUGGCAAAAAUCAAUUACAAUUUCUUACACAUAGAGACCAGCUAAAUUUUUUCGCUGUAGAUUAUUUAAACAAACUUGCUGCAUUUGGCAAAUAAAAGUUAACGUCAAAAUGGGCAGCAAAUUCUUGAAUAAAUUACUGCUAAUUGCGGGCUUUGCUAGCUUGGCGCAUGCCGCUUUCUCCGCCGCACAUCAUCGCACCUAUUUGCGGCUGACAGAGCAGGAGUGGAGCACUCUGCCGUUAGAUAUUAUACUGCAAACGGUCAUCAGCUUGGUGCUGGUCAUUUACAAUAUUAUCCAAAUUGUGGGCAACUUUAAGGAGAUACGCGCCACGGUGGAUAUGCAGCAGAGAACCUGGGAUACGCUGGGAAACUUUCCAUCAUUUUAUAUGUUCAAUCAUCGCGGUCGCGCUCUAAGUCCCGGCUACAAGCCGCCGGAGCUGAAUGAGGACGAGUAGCUACAUCAACUAUAUAUCCAUUUAAAGCCGGUUUACAAAAUGUCUAGUUUAAUGCAGUUAGUUGAUAAAUUAUGCUAAAC